UUUGACUAUAUAUACAGUCAAAUAUAUAUAUAGUGUAUAUACAGUCAAAGAAUAGAGUGGGUCCAGUCCAGUGAUCCAGUGGUUCAGUGUCAAAAUUGUUUUCAAUACGAACAGGAUAUUUCUUGAUGAGGCCCUUCCUGUUUCUUGGAUUUUAGGAAACGAGACAAUUUUAUCGCAACCAUGCGUGUUUGGUUUGGUUGGAUCGAAGGAACGUUCGUAUAAGACAGAUUCGAUUAAUUAAUGGGCGCAGCGCACACGAGUAAAAUUGUGAACAAAAUGGAUAACUCGCAAGGUUCAGAAAACAGUAAUAAAAGUGAAGGGCAACUACGUUUAAAUAGUAGCACGAGGCCAUUGUCCAUCGAAGGACCAUCAAACAUGAAUACCAAUGAGCAGCGAACGACCCAGCCAGUACCGAAUCAACCUAGGCAGCCGACAAAUUUACAAGGCUUGCUUCGAUAUGCAAUGGAAGCAACCAAUUCUCAAAAUACAAAUGAGAGUCAAUUUCAACCUAUGGAUGAAGAAAGAAAAGAAUUUUUGAAGCAAACACUUUCUUCCUUGUCGAUCAAUAUAAUAGAAGAAUUACAAAAAUCUCUUAAAGUUUUAUCAAACGUCGUUGAUUUACGUCCAGACGAUGACACAUCUGAACAUGAGGCUGCGUUAGAAACAAUCGCAGACUAUGUAGACAAUAUAGACAUCGCCAAUGAUUUCUAUAAAAUAGGUGGAUUUUCGAUAUUUGGCCCUUGCUUGAACUCUCCUCAUAGUGGCAUUAGGUGGAGAGCAGCGGAGGUAAUUGCUGAACUAGCUCAGAACAAUCCAUUCUGCCAAGACAGAAUUCUAGAAACAGGAUUAUUCCCAACGUUACUGAACAUGAUAGACACAGAUCCGGCAGAGACUGUCAGGAUCAAAGCGCUAUAUGCUGUUUCUUGCAUAGUUAGGGAGCAUCCAAUGUCUUUGAAGUAUAUGGAUAUAAACGACGGCUAUUCGGUUCUUCUAAGAGCUAUGCAAAGUUCUUUAAAGAAACUACAAAUUAAAUCUGCGUUCCUCUUAUCUUCGCUUUGUACUAAGGAAGGCGUAAACGAUUUAAAAUCGACGCUCGUCAAUAUGGGCUUGAUAGAGCAAGCAAUAGGUCUGCUAGCGAUGGACGAUCUCCUUCCAGAGAUUAGGGAUCAGCUGCUGAGCAUUCUUGAUGCUUUGACCACCGACGACAUACCUCUCGCUCUGCAGGAGUGUCGGCGACCGGAACUUAAUUUCCAAUCUACGUUAGAACGCUACGUAAAAGAAUUGAAGCAAGAGGAGAAUCCCGAUCAAAUAGUUGCGUGUAAUAGAAUCCUGAAGAAGGUUUUUUCCGAUCAAGAUGCUAAUCAGGAGAGGUAAUUGUAUAUUUUUAUUUCGUAUACAAAAUUGUAUACCAUAUGUUAAUGUGUUUGUCAAUAAAACCUAUUUUGAAAUUAAAUAAAAAAUUAGUAAUGGA
Molecule: messenger RNA, 1471 nt
Organism: Ceratina calcarata
Lineage: Eukaryota; Metazoa; Arthropoda; Insecta; Hymenoptera; Apidae
Product: hsp70-binding protein 1
Exons: 5
Coding region: 241-1374 (377 amino acids)
Cellular component (GO): endoplasmic reticulum
Molecular function (GO): adenyl-nucleotide exchange factor activity
Source: RefSeq, a predicted model, not a curated record